Molecule: messenger RNA, 1635 nt
Organism: Trichomonas vaginalis G3
Lineage: Eukaryota; Parabasalia; Trichomonadida; Trichomonadidae
Product: STKc PLK domain-containing protein
Exons: 1
Coding region: 1-1635 (544 amino acids)
Biological process (GO): mitotic cell cycle; protein phosphorylation; regulation of cytokinesis
Cellular component (GO): spindle pole; cytoplasm; centrosome
Molecular function (GO): ATP binding; protein binding; protein kinase activity
Source: RefSeq, a predicted model, not a curated record
AUGGCUUCCUAUCCAGCCGUGCCUUUAGUUUUUGUCUUCAAGAAUGCCAAUGGAACAACAGUUAGCUACAAGAGACAUGAAGAACUCGGAAAGGGUGGCUUUGCUAUUGCCUACAGAGUUUCGGAUGUAAAUACCGGACAAGACUACGCAAUGAAGGUAAUUAGUAAAGAUAAAUACACAAAACCAAAGAGUUUAGAGAAGCUUAAGAGUGAAAUAUCAAUUCAAGCUUCCUUAAAUCAUCCAAACAUUUUGAGAUCCUAUGCUCAUUAUGAAGAUUUCAAAUACUAUUACAUCUUACUUGAAUUAGCACCAGGUAAAUCCGUUCGUGACAUGGUUCGCGCUCAGAGAAGACUUCCAGAAAAGAAAGUUGCCCAAUUUACAAAGGAUAUUCUUCGUGGUGUUGGUUAUUUACAUGAUAACAGAAUCAUUCAUCGCGAUCUUAAGCUUGAAAACUACUUAAUAGGUGCUGAUGGAAAAAUCAAAGUUGCUGAUUUCGGCUUAAGCGCUAAACUUGAUUAUGAUGAUGAAAAGAAAUUCACAGUAUGCGGAACACCAAACUAUCUCUGUCCAGAGAUCUUAAGAUCAAAGGGCCAUUCUUAUGAAGUUGAUAUUUGGGCUAUUGGCGUUUCUGUUUAUGUAAUGCUCUUUGGUCGUCAACCUUUUGAUUGCAUCAAAACAAAGCUUCUUUAUGAGCACAUCAAAUCAGGAAACUACACAUUCCCACUCGAGCCUAAGGUUUCUAAGGCUGCCACAGAUUUCAUUAAAUCAACACUUCAAGUUAAUCCAGCUCUCAGACCCUCUGUUCAACAGCUUUUAUCUCAUCCUUUUAUUACAGGAAAUGGCUUUGACAACAUUUUGAAGAACCCAUUACAUAAUGUUGAACCAGCUCAUAUUGCUCCAAAGCAUAUCCCAAUUGUUCCAAAACCAGAAGAGCCUGUAAUUGCUCACAAGCAUUUUGCACCAAUACCAAAAUAUCAAGAUCUCAUAAGAAAGCCGCUUGAAAAGAAGGAAGAGAAUGAGAUAAUUCAAGAAAUCGAAAAUAGACCUGUUCGUGUUGGUGAAGAAACAACAGUUCCGAAGUACUUCGUUGCAAGAUUUUGUGAUGAUUCUAAGGCUAACGGUCUUGGUUACCUUCUUGCAGAUGGUACAGUCGGUCUUAUCAUGAAUGAUAAAUCCAGAUGGGUUAUGGAUCCUCAUGAAACAUUCAUCCAGUACUAUCGUGAUUAUCAUGUUGAAGAACCAGAAAAUGUCGAAGUUUAUUCCACAAAAUAUCAUCAAGUAACAAUCAUCAAGAAGUUCUCCAAGUCACUGAAGAAGUUAACUUCAAUGUUUACUUUACCAUCUGAACCAUAUAGUCGCUUCCUUCCUCUUCGCCAUGUAAAAUAUUGGCUUAGAACAGAGAAUGCAACUUUAUUCAGAAUGGAUCAAAAAGAUGUCCAGGUCAACUUCGAUGAUAAGGUGAAGAUUGCAUACUUCCCAAGACAGAAGAAGAUGAUGAUGGUAACAAAUCUCAAAGAGAGAACAAGAGCAAUUAUGACCGAUUCUCUUAAAUCUUCUAGAGUUCCUUCAGAGGAGAAAACACGCUACGAGAAAGUGCGUGAAUUACUUUUCAUGUUAAGUCAGCAGCAUGUUUGA